Cynara cardunculus var. scolymus (artichoke) is the source of this 735-nucleotide messenger RNA. Its product is annotated as DNA topoisomerase 1. NCBI's taxonomy places the organism in Eukaryota, Viridiplantae, Streptophyta, Magnoliopsida, Asterales, Asteraceae. The record is from RefSeq and is a predicted model, not a curated record. Bases 16 to 546 code for a protein of 176 amino acids. The transcript has 4 exons.
GGACGGUGAGAUCGAAUGGGCGGUGAUCGGAAGUCGAAGAAGAAGAGAUCUCCGACGUCAUACUCAUCGGAAGGUUCUUGCUCUUUCCAUCGAUUACAAGUUUUUCAUAUAUAUGAAGGGAAGAAGAAAAGGCAUAGAAGUUCAGAAACAAAGAGUGAUAAGAAAGAGAAAGACUCUCAGAGGAAGCACAAAUCGCGUAAAUCUUCUAGUAUUAAAGAAAAGAAGCCGGAGGAGAAGCACAAACACAAACAUAAACACCACAAGCAUGACCGCCGUGUGAUAUCUAAUUUCAAGGAGCUGUCGGAUGCUGAUUAUUUCUUAAAGAACAACGAGUUUUCCACUUGGCUUAAAGACGAGAGAGACACAUUCUUCUCGGAUCUUUCUUCAGAGUCUGCACGGAAACUAUUUGCAGAAUUUGUCAACGAUUGGAAUAACAAAAAGCUUGAUUCAAAAUUCUACGAUGGCAUUGUGACAGCGCCACGAUCAUCCCAUAAUUGGAAAAUCAAAGUCGACACAAAAGGAGAUCCUCAAAGAGACCUUUUUUAAUCAAAGAGCGAUAUGUAACCAGGUACAGUUUAUCUGAAGCUACUUCUGUAUUAAAGUUCGUAUUGGUAGGUUCUGGUUGUGAAUUCUGGGUUUAGAUUCAGAAAAUCUAAGUUUGUAUUUAUGGGAUCAAUUUGGUUUUGAUAAUAUUGGGUGAUGAAGGAAGAAGGUAGAAAACCCAUUUUUGGUGAA